UGUCUACUUGACGGACCUGUUCUCCACCUGAGGACGGCUGCUUGCGUUGUGGCCGAAACGUCGUGAGAAUUAUUUUAUUAUGUUUUAUUUUUAUUAUUUUAUUACUUCUCUUCUACGUGACUUUACCGAAAGAACCAAGAAGAUGAAUCCCUGCAGUCACGAAAGCUUUAAAUCGAAAUGUCUAAACAUCUCAAGAAAAAGAACAUACCUGCACCAUCUUCUGAAGACGAAGACGAUCUUCCAGCGGCGGUGGCGCUCCCGACGAUGGAAGGCGGAGGCGAAGUGGGGACGGGCGACGCGCCACGGGUGCAAGAUGUCGUCGGGGCGGCCGGGCCGUCUGCAUCAACGGGCGCCGAGGAGGGCUGGCGACACGUGACGGCCCAACUGGAUUCGCUGCGGGCCGUUUUGAUGCAAUUAUGCACCCUGGUGACAACAGCGACGAGGCCGGACCGCCCAAGCGGGGAGCCUUCGAGUGGGGCCGAGACGUCCGCCAUUGGGGCCUGCGCGACGCUUCCCGCCCUCUCCGACACGCGGCAGGACGCCGCCAUCUUGGGCGUGGUCGGGGACGAACCGCGGGAAGCCGCCAUCUUGUUGCCUCCACCGCGGGAAGCCGCCAUCUUGACCCCGCCGCAUGGUGACGCCAUCUUGUCGCCACCGCGUGGAAUACCUGCAGCGGGGGACGGCGACUCGGGGACCCGCAGCCAUCGUCUGACGAUGGUCAAGGUGUUCUCCAUCGGCGGGGAUUGGAGUGCAUUUGCCUGCCGUUUUGAGGCGGCGGUCCGAUCCGCCAAGUGGACGGAUGCGGAAGCCUUGGAAGUCCUACCGACGCUCCUGGACGACGAGUCUGUGAGGUUCUUCCGCUCCAUCAAGGCCGCUAGGAAGACGACGCUGAAAGGGGUGUUCGAGGAAAUGGCCGAGGCUUAUGAGCCCCCGGACAACGCACAUCGCAGAUUCGUGCAGCGGCAACAGGCACCAGAAGAAUCACCAGUGGCUUUCCGGGGCGCUGUGUUGGAGCUGGCUAUGGCCACAUAUCCGGACACUGAGCCCGACUUGCUGGAGCCUUUAAUUUUUGGCAAGAUGUUGGAGUUGUCCAGGGAUUUGGGCAUCCCCAUGCCGGUGUGCGGCCACGAACAGCUGACCUCCCGGAUAGCGGCUAAGUGCCUGGACGCGCAAUUCAACCUGCGCCGGUGGAAGCAGGUGACGGCUUGGACGGGGAGCCCCAACAUCGAAGGAGGUGCCACAGGGUGGGAUCCGUCCAAAGCUGUCUACGUACAGGACGAGAAGGGACCUGAGGCGCUGGCGGCAGCAUCGACCCAAUGGCCUCGAGGGGGAGCGGAGUUGCGCUCGGGGCCACCGUUGCGGGAUCGCCAAGACAGAGUGGGUGCCGGUCAACGAGCCGACUUCCGCUGCAGCCGGCGGGGGCACUUCGCCAGAGAGUGUUGGGCUCGCUCUCGGCCGUUGCUCCAGUAGGAGGCCCCUGCCAAGGACGCGACACGGCAAGAUCACCCACGGCAGGAAAGUCGCGCGCCUGUUGUGCCUCUUGUAGACGGACCGGCUGUCAUCCUGCGGUGAUUCCUGCUCCGGGUGGGCCUGCCACGGCGACGGGGACACUUGACCCCGCUGCCCCUUCAAACCCCGCCGCGGGUGCAGUUGCAGGUGGCCCCAACGACGGGCCUCUCUGGGGAACGGGAUGCUGGGAUUGACAGGCCUCCAACAGCGGCGGGCGGUUACGGUCCCACCGCUCCUAAAACCCUGUCAAGAUCACGGUCCGUGCGGGGGCCGCCCCCCGUGCGGGACGGGCCGGCGACCCGCACUCGUUCUAAGUCCCUUCCCUUUCGUUAAUUGUUGCUAUUCUAAUCUCCGUUUGUCUUGUGAUUCCUGAUUGUCAUGUUGUUGCUCGCAUUAUUGUUGUUCUAUUGCAGCCGGGGACGGCUGGCUUUUUCAUUAGGGGGGGGGGGUCAUGUAAUGCGAGCAAGAACAGGGUGGUUGCUGGCCUCCGCGCCGCUCACACGGCCCGGAGUAUUGGGGGGCGGAGCCUGGUCGGCGGAGCGUGUGGGAGGAGCCACUGCUCACCUCGGCUCCAAUGGGAGACGGGGUGAGCGGGGGCGGAGACGGGGGCAGUACGGGAAGGAGGAGUCAGGGUCACAUGAGGGGGAGGAUAUAAGGAGAGAGCCAGAAGAGAUCGAGAGGUUGGAAGAGAGUGAGAAUAGAGAGGGAGCCACGCUGGGCAGUGGCGGAGAAGUGAUGCCAUUUGCCACGUGGUCGGAGACCAGCAGGGUGUGCAUGGGGUGCCGGGGCUAGCGGAGUGUGGAGGAGCUAGCAGAGUGUGCGGUGGCACACGGACCAGCGGUGUGGCUGGCGGCGUGUGCGGAGGGGCACACGGAGGAAGAGGAGCGGCCGCGGUGUGGGCGAGGGCCACAGGGAGCAUGCGCGUAGCGCAAGGCAGAGGCAGCGCGGGUCCGGACGAGGACCAGCGGGGUGCGAGACAAGAACUCAAAUAAAGGACGAACGG
Molecule: messenger RNA, 2512 nt
Organism: Lethenteron reissneri (Far Eastern brook lamprey)
Lineage: Eukaryota; Metazoa; Chordata; Hyperoartia; Petromyzontiformes; Petromyzontidae
Source: RefSeq, a predicted model, not a curated record